UGUCAUUAAUGUUAAUUGUCUUUUGAUGUAUCCUUACAUUUACAAUAUAUAUAUAUAUACACAGACACUGCACAUAUUUUUCAUUCACAACUGACUUCCAAGUGCUUAAGCUUUCAACUUCCUCUAUUCUGUGAAAGUGAUUGAAUAAGCUGUACGUCAUGGAUUCAGUUCUUGAUGAUGCAAAGGAGGUGGGAAUAAAUGAAAUUAUAUCUGAUCAUGAGGAAGAGAGAAGUGAAGUGGUGUCGGAUCAUCAAGAGGAAGAGACAAAUGAAGUUGUGGCCGAUCAUCAUGGGAAAAAGACAAAUGAAAUUGUGUCCGAGAAAGUGGAAAAAGAACCUGUGUUCGAAGAGACAACAAAUGAAAUUGCGUCUGUGGGAGUGGAAAAGAAGACAGUGUCGGAGGAGAUGACAAAUGAAAAUCUGCCUGUGAAGAGAAAUCCUAGAGUUGUUUUUGUUCUAGGUGGUCCUGGUGGUGGAAAGAGCACACAGUGUGCUAAUCUUGCAAAACAAAUAGGCUACACUCAUCUAAGCAGUGGUGAUUUACUUCGCAAAGCCAUGAAAUUAGAUGCUGAAAAUGGUUACCCUUUGGUUUCCAGACCAAUGAUCGAGAGCAUCAUAAAGGAGGGAAAGAGUGUUCCUUCAGAUGUAACAAUGAGAAUACUGCAGAAGGCAAUAGACGAAAGUGGGAAUGACAAGUUUUUGCUUGAUGGUUUUCCUCGUGAUGAGGAAAUCCGUUCUGCAUUCGAAACUGCUACAAAUAUAGAGCCAGAACUAGUUCUGUUCUUUGAUUGCUCUGCAGAAGAAAGAGAGAAAAGAAUCCUCAGCAGGAAUGAAGGAAGGGUGGAUGACAACCCUGACUCACUGAGGAAGAGGUUCAAGUAUUUUGAAGAGCAUACACUUCCUGUGGUUGAUUACUACCGCUCUAAAGGAAUAGUUUCUGAGGUUGAUGCUGCCAAGCCAACGGAAGAGGUUUUUGAGAAGCUGAAGAGCAUUUUGAACCCUGCUUCAGAAAUGCAACCUGAAGAGGGAAAGUUGGAAGCUACUUGUGAAUUGGAAAAGGAAAUCAUGAAUAUUAAAAUAUGAAUAUCUUGUAAAUGUUAUAUAUUAUUUGAGUAUUGAGUACUGAA
Molecule: messenger RNA, 1126 nt
Organism: Ricinus communis (castor bean)
Lineage: Eukaryota; Viridiplantae; Streptophyta; Magnoliopsida; Malpighiales; Euphorbiaceae
Product: UMP-CMP kinase 3
Exons: 8
Coding region: 159-1082 (307 amino acids)
Biological process (GO): CDP biosynthetic process; UDP biosynthetic process; 'de novo' pyrimidine nucleobase biosynthetic process
Cellular component (GO): nucleus; cytoplasm
Molecular function (GO): ATP binding; UMP kinase activity
Source: RefSeq, a predicted model, not a curated record